CUCCCAUUUCUCCCUCGCUCUCUCUCUCUCUCCCAGCUGCAAUUCCUGCAUUUCCGGCGAAUUUCGUCAUAUCUCGGCGGAGCUCCGACUGUCUUUUCCUCUUUUUAGGCGAUUAUCGUUCCGAGAUUUGCUUGGUUCCGUUGAUUUAGUUGAAAUCCUGCAUUUUCCGCUUUUCGUCAGUUCACGGCGAGCUCUGUCUUUCCCUCCUUCCCGGCGAUUCUUAUUGGGAACAGAUCUUUACGGAAAUUUGCUAUUUUUGUCUUCGGAGAAACAAGUUUUGAAAUUCCGGUAAAUUUCUGGCGGUUUUUAUCCAUUUCUUGCAGUGUUUGCCUUUAUCCGGCGAGUUUUAGCCUGCAGAGUGGGUUUUUUGGUGAUCUGGCUCGGUGAUUCGUUCGGAUCUUGGAUUUCUCCUUCUCUGAGAAAUCCGUGACCUGAAAGUACAGAACAAUCUUCUUUUUCUGCUAAAUUAUCAGCGUGUUUUAUCCGUUUUCAGUGCUUUACGCUGCUUCGAGAAGCUUCUUCGCUCUCUUCCCUUAGGCUCUGCUACUGAGGGUUUUUGUUGUUUCUAGAAGCUUUACGACGGUUUUUGCGGCGUUAAAUUCGCUGCGGACGAACUCUUUUGUUCAAAUUUCCGUCGAAACUCGUCAGAUUCCGGUGAAUUCAGUACAUUUCUUGCCGUCUCCGGUGCUAUAACAGCUUCUCGAAGCCUUUUCCCAGCUUAUUUUAGCAUCCGCUCUGCUCAACCUGAAAAAAGUUGAAAACUCUUCUUGUUUCUCCGAGCUUUCUUGUAGUUUUCCAUCCAGGCGCGUUUUAGCAUUACGCCCCGGCGUAUUUUAGCCUCUGCCACGCGCAUUUCGACCCGAAUCAUCUCGCAUUUCUCUCUCCUCCUCUGUGAAGCAAGCGAGAAUGGACUGAAAUUUCCGCCGUUGCCCCUCUAUUUUCCAUUAAAUUCCACUUUUACCUCUCUGCUGCAAAGAAAACCAAAAGGCUAAUGGCGUCUUCUCAGAAUCUGUCGAGUCUCGAAGCCUGGGCUUUCCGUCCGUCCUUCCCUGACACGUGGAUCUCCGAAGCCUUCGCACGUGACACCGACGCUCUCACCAAGGCCCUCCAGAAAUCCCUCUCCAGAGAAACCGACCCGACCGGGCCCACCAUCCUCAUCCCCUCCCCCACCUACCCAAUCAAGCCCGAACCGGCCGGUUCAGCCCAAGCCUCCGGCUCAGACCCGGAGACGGCAUCCAAGCGGACCCGAAACCCGGUACCAUCUUCAUCCGGGAAAAUCACGAAGCGGAAAUCCCGCGCCACCAAACGCUCCCCAACCACCUUCAUCACUGCCGACCCUUCCAACUUCCGCCAGAUGGUGCAGCAGGUGACCGGGACCCGGUUCGGCAACCCACACGUGGCAGUCCCGCCGGUUCUUAAGCCCGAGCCGCAGCGGCUCGGGACCCGGGUCCCCCCUGGCUGCCUUCCGACGCUCGACACGUCGGCUUUUUUGCUGGACCACCACCAGCAGGUGGUGGGGCCCGCUCCUCAGGCGGCUGCUCAGGUCUCAUUUACGCCGGUGGCGGACUGCGCCGGUUUGGAUUUCGAGGCGUUUCCCAGCUUCCCGACGCUUGAGUCGUGGCGGGUUAUGUAACUUUGGGGGUUUUGUGGGGUUUUUUUUGUUAGAAGGGUAUUUGUGUAAUUUCCUCAGUUGUAGUGAAUAUGGGGGCUGUUUAUAUGGUUUUUCAGGAAAUUUCUCUGUUUAGUUGUGAAA
Molecule: messenger RNA, 1753 nt
Organism: Magnolia sinica
Lineage: Eukaryota; Viridiplantae; Streptophyta; Magnoliopsida; Magnoliales; Magnoliaceae
Product: calmodulin-binding protein 25-like
Exons: 1
Coding region: 992-1633 (213 amino acids)
Biological process (GO): response to osmotic stress
Cellular component (GO): nucleus
Molecular function (GO): calmodulin binding
Source: RefSeq, a predicted model, not a curated record